Messenger RNA from Suillus plorans, 963 nucleotides. RefSeq lists its product as uncharacterized. Lineage: Eukaryota; Fungi; Basidiomycota; Agaricomycetes; Boletales; Suillaceae. The transcript has a single exon. The annotation marks the transcript as partial. The record is from RefSeq and is a predicted model, not a curated record.
UUCAAGGCGUCAGAAGAUGAUCGACUUCGAUCCCGUGCUUCGUUUGCAAAAAUUGUGAACGCAGUCAUAGCGUGGAUAACCUCGAUGUCUGGACAAUCUUGUAGGGAUGCGGAAGUGGAGUGAUCCUGGGGCCUUAAUACCAGGAACACCGGAAACAUCAAGAAAUCUGGUAAGCUCUUAAACUCCUGGAUUGCUUGAAAAGCUGGUGAGAAAGGCAAUCGUGGGGUGAUUGCGUACUCGCGGAUUGCUUCCAACGUGCUCGAGAAGUCUUCCAUUGUCACCCAGACGGACGCCGCAGGGGUCAACUGCCAUGCUUGACCACGGGGGGUCUGUAGCCACUCUCGUCCUCUCUCUGUCUGCAGCCACUCUCGUCCGCCCAUGAUCUGCAGCCACUCUCGCCCGCUCAGGGUCAGCAGCCACUCUUGUCCAUUCUUCGUCUGUAGCCAUUCUUGGCCAUGUUCAGUCCGCAGCCCACCUGGGGUGCGCAGCCACUCUUGUCCGCCCGGAGUAUUGUGCAGCCAUUCUCGCCCUCCUGGGCUCAGGAGCCACUCUUGCGCGCUCUGGAUCAGUAACCACUCUCUCCCACUCUGGGUCAGGAGCCACUCUCGCCCGUGGAAGGUGUGUAGCCAUGCAUGUCCGAUUGGAUUUUGCAGUUUAGUUAGGGUCUGCAGCCACUCCCUCGCGCUUGAUGUUUGCAGCCACUCUAUCCCGCUCGGUGUCUCCAGCCACUCCCUCGCGGUCGGUGUCUCCAGCCACUCCAUCCCGUUCGGUGUCUCCAGCCACUCCCUCCCGUUCCAUGUCUGCAGCCACUCCAUCACGUUCAGUGUCUCCAGCCACUCCCUCCCGUUCGGUGUCUCCAGCCACGCCCUCCCGUUCGAUGUCUGCAGCCACUGCCUCCCGUUCGAUGUCUCCAGCCACGCCCUCCCGUUCGGUGUCUCCAGCCACUCCCUCCCGUUCGGUGUC